Castor canadensis (American beaver) is the source of this 912-nucleotide messenger RNA. Its product is annotated as olfactory receptor 4C45-like. Gene Ontology annotation, cellular component: membrane. The record is from RefSeq and is a predicted model, not a curated record. Lineage: Eukaryota; Metazoa; Chordata; Mammalia; Rodentia; Castoridae. Gene Ontology annotation, biological process: G protein-coupled receptor signaling pathway. Gene Ontology annotation, molecular function: G protein-coupled receptor activity; olfactory receptor activity.
AUGGUAACAAUGAGGAAUGUGACAGAAUUCAUCCUGCUGGGACUGACCCAGGGUCCAGAACUCCAGAAGUUCUUAUUUAUUGUGUGUUUCAUGACCUACUUGAUCACACUGACAGGUAACACGUUCAUCUCAGUCACCAUCUUCAUCAGCCCAAACCUGGGUUCUCCCAUGUACUUGUUUCUAUCCUAUUUGUCCAUUAUAGAUGGUCUCUACUCUUCCUCCAUUGCACCCAAAAUGAUCGUUGACUUGGUCUCAGAAAAGAGCACCAUAUCCUUCAAUGGCUGCAUGACUCAGCUCUUUGCUGAGCAUUUUUUUGCUGCAGCAGAGAUCAUCUUGUUAAUGGCCAUGGCCUUUGACCGCUAUGUGGCCAUCUGCAAGCCCUUGCACUACAUGACCAUCAUGAGCCCAUCUGUGUGCCAUUUCCUGGUGGGGGCAGCUGGAAUCUUGGGGUUUAUACAUGGGGGGAUACAGGUUUUGUUUAUGGCCCAGUUACCAUUCUGUGGCCCCAAUGUCAUUGACCACUUUCUCUGUGAUUUAAUACCACUCCUGGAGUUGGCCUGCACUGACACUCACACUUUGGGGCCUCUGAUUGCUGCCAACAGUGGAUCACUGUGUUUGCUCAUUUUUUCUAUGCUGGUUGCUUCCUAUGUCACCAUCCUGUGCUCCCUGAGGAAUCACAGUUCUGAAGGGCGUCGCAAAGCCCUGUCUACCUGUGCCUCUCAUGUCACUGUUGUCAUCUUAUUCUUUGUACCUUGUACAUAUCUGUACUUAAUACCCAUGAUCUCCUUCCCCACAGACAAAGCUAUGGCUGUGUUUUACACCCUAGUAACACCCAUGUUGAAUCCUUUAAUCUACACCCUCAAAAAUGAGGAAGUGAAAAAGUGUAUCAAGAAACUCUGGAGUCAAUAAAGA